AUGAAGGCUGGCAUAUCUCCUAAUUGCUCGUAUGUUUGGAGGUCGAUAUGUUGGGGACGAGAAUUGUUGGCAGGGGGCCUUCGGUGGAAUGUUGGUGAUGGGAAUCUGAUAUCGGUUAUGCACGACAAAUGGAUUCCGGGAUGUGGGGCUUGGAAAGCAGAGGAAAAUGAGUCUGUUAGUGAGAACCUGAUGGUCUCGGAGUUACUGACGGAUGACAAAAAAUGGGACGUUGCUAGAUUGCAAACUCUUUUCCCACAUUUUGUUGUGAAGCUACCGCCGAAGGUUUUACAUUUCGCAUGGAGAGCUCUCCAUGAUAUGAUUGCUAUUAGUGAAAAUAUGAGAUGCCACCACGUUCCAACGACCCAUAUCUGCUAUUGGUGCGGGAAAGUGAGGGGAACGACCACUCACGGUCUGAUCUGGUGUGAUCUAGUGCGCGAAGAAUGGAAGACGACGAAAUUCUGGGCUGAUAUUUGUAAUUUUAAAAAUCUCCGGCUGAUGGAUUUGUGUCUCUUGAUCAAGGACAAGCGUGGUGAGGAAGGGGUUGAAAAAUGGUUCUUUCUUCUGUGGAUGACAUGGAAAUUCCUUUGUGAGGUGAAGUAUGGUAAAAAUGAGAAGUGGGAGAGGCUGAACCUCGAUUUUGGACAGAGCAUGUUUACCUCCUAUCAUUCGGCCCGACAACAGGUGUUGGUCGAGGCUCAACUUCUGCCGAAAGAGGGGGCCCGGAACUGGUACCCACCUCCAAAAGAAAUGCUCCGUGUUGACGUGGAUGUUGCAUUCCGGGAGGACGGGCUGACGUCUGGAAUGGGGUUCGUUGUCCGGAACUUUCAGGGCAAGAUCAUCUUUGCUGGAUGCCAAACAAUCGGCUGUACUGCUACUGUCCUCAUGGGUGAGCUUCAUGCUCUUAUGCUCGCCGUGGGACAUUGCUUGGAAAACGACACCAGUCCAAUUGUUGUGUUUACCGAUUCUUUGCUUGCUACUCAUGUUCUGUCGGAUUGA
This is a messenger RNA of Salvia miltiorrhiza (redroot sage), 996 nucleotides long. RefSeq lists its product as uncharacterized. Bases 1 to 996 code for a protein of 331 amino acids. The transcript is spliced from 2 exons. The record is from RefSeq and is a predicted model, not a curated record. Gene Ontology annotation, molecular function: nucleic acid binding; RNA-DNA hybrid ribonuclease activity. Lineage: Eukaryota; Viridiplantae; Streptophyta; Magnoliopsida; Lamiales; Lamiaceae.